UAGACGUACUCGAAUGUGUAGAAGAAUUAGAAAUGCGUAGUUGAAAGGAACUCGAAUUAUUUCGCCACGGUACUAGGACGGGAACGUAGCCAGUUGGUACCACCGAAGUCACUCUGUACAAACCCACAGUACCUUGCAAUCGAUCGGCAAACAUCAACUAACACAAAACUCGCCCCAGUUUCAGGGAACGAACCGAAGAGAACGCAGAGAAGAGGAGAUAGAGAGAGAGGCAAGGCAAAUCGCGUUCCAUCACAGUGGUUGAUUCAAUGUUUAUAGCUGCGAACCUUUACACCAUGGAGAAUGGUUAAAAAUUGUACUUAUUUCACGGAUUGCAUAAUGAGUGUUUCUACCAGAGGAUUAUUAUUAUUUUUGUAAUUAUUAUCCGUGAUGAUAAACAGUGAAUCGGUUGUCAUGGUAAACUGAAAAUGUGAUUCAUCGAUGACUGCUAUGUCGAUGAUAAAAGUGAUCAAACCCGGCCGACAAGGCUGAUUUUUGUACUCUAAAGGGAAGGAACGGUGAUACAAGUAGAGAUAGGGACUUUUAAUUCCUAUCUCUCGCACCUGACCGCCCUUACUAACACAAUGCAUGGAUCUAUUCACGUAGUUAAAGUUUUGAUUUUUGGAAUUUUUCUUCUCCUUGUGGAAUCUGUUGUUGGAAAGCACUUCACUGACCUAUGGGCUGUGUAUAUAAAAGGGGGCGAAGAGAUGGCCAAGGCCGUAGCUGCCCGUCAUGGAUUUAUUUACGUUGGACAGAUCAUGCCAGACUACUACCAUUUUCAACACAGGAAAGUAGCCAAGAGGUCUACGUUCGCCAGCACCCAUUACCACCAGCCUCUAGCAGAAGAUAGUGACGUGCUUUGGGUCGAGCAACAAGUGGCCAAGAGUCGGCAGAAGAGAAACGUGGCCUUUAAUGAUCCUAAAUGGCCGUUAAUGUGGUAUUUGAACCGAGGCAGUGGUCUAGACAUGAAUGUACUGAAAGCCUGGGAUAUGGGAUAUACUGGUAAAGGUGUAGUGGUCACCAUUCUGGAUGAUGGCAUUGAAAAAGAUCACCCUGACCUCAGCCGGAACUAUGACCCUAACGCUAGCUAUGACGUGAAUGGCCACGAUCCUGACCCACAGCCGCGGUAUGAUUAUAGCAAUGAGAACAGACAUGGGACUCGUUGUGCCGGGGAAGUUGCGGCCCACGCUGACAACAAUGUCUGUGGCCUUGGCGUGGCUUACAAUGCCAGAAUCGGAGGUGUGCGGAUGUUAGAUGGCGAUGUUACUGACUCUGUGGAAGCCCAGUCCCUGGGGCUCAAUUUUGAUCAUAUUCACAUUUAUAGCGCCAGCUGGGGUCCAGAUGAUGAUGGAAGAACUGUGGACGGGCCAGCAACACUUGCUCGGAAAGCAUUUUAUGAUGGAAUUACCAGGGGUCGUAAAGGUCUAGGCUCCAUCUAUGUCUGGGCCAGUGGAAAUGGUGGCAGAGAUUCAGACAACUGCAAUUGUGAUGGGUACACCAACAGCAUCUACACCAUCUCCAUCAGCAGCGCUACAGAGAAUGGGCACAUUCCAUGGUACUCAGAAGCUUGUUCCUCCACCCUGGCCACAACCUACAGCAGUGGUUCUGGUGGAGAGAAACAGAUUGUGACAACAGACUUGAGGAAAAGUUGUACAGAAACUCACACUGGGACCUCAGGAAGUGCACCACUUGCUGCUGGAAUAAUAGCACUGGCACUAGAGGCUAACCCAAUGUUGACCUGGCGAGACAUGCAACACAUUGUCGUGGAAACAGCUAAAGCAGACAAUCUGAAUGCUCCAGACUGGGCUUUUAAUGGAGUUGGGAAAAAAGUGAGCCAUUCCUUUGGUUUUGGUCUGAUGGACGCAGCAGCGAUGGUAUCUUUGGCUCGGAACUGGACCACAGUACCUGCACAGCAUAUCUGUGAAAUACGUUGCUCAGACCACAAUAGUCGCAUUAUUCCAACCAAUGGUAAGAUAUUUGUCCCACUAACUACAGAUGGCUGUGAACAUACUGUCAACCAUGUCAAAUACCUGGAGCAUGUCCAAGCUCGUAUCACGCUCAGCUCCUACCGCCGUGGCGAAAUUAGAAUUUUCCUCUCCUCUCCCUCUAACACCCGCUCCACACUCUUGGCCAAACGCACGAGAGAUGUGUCGAAGGAGGGUUUCAACAACUGGGCUUUCAUGACCACUCACAACUGGGGAGAACCAGCUAAAGGGCAGUGGACUUUAGAAAUUGAAAAUGGGGCUAGCAUAGCUCGACCAGUCAAGUUGCGAGAUUGGGUACUGGUACUGUACGGCACAGACUCUCCCCCACGCAAGAGCCCCACAUCAGCUCGUAGCCCUCAUUAUGACUAUGGGGUGCACUAUAACGUAAAUGAACCACCCAGACCUGUUGACAGGACAAAGACUACCUUCACUUACGAUGACCCCAUGUACAAUACUGACGAAGACGAGGACUACUACCAGAAAACCCCAGCCCCGCUGACGACAAGGCCGCCAACUACCACCACUACAAAAAGCACAACGCCCUUCUACCAGGCCUAUCAAGGAAACAGAAAGCAGUCGGUUGACUCACCACAUUACCCUACCCACAACCGUAAGAAUUCGGAUUAUAAUAGGGAACGUUAUUACCCCACCUAUGCACCAUAUAUUAACCAGGCCCACUGGUAUGACACUCAGCAGCAUCACCAUUCUCACCCAGAGCAUACUUGCAUUUAUGAAACCUUAGCCAAAAAGUCCAACGUGUCUGUCUUGCAAACUGUUCGCAAAAGGCGCCCCCAACUAACCCCAGCUGAACUUAAGGAGUGGACAUUGGUCAUGAUGGGAACAUCUCCUCACCUAACAAAGCGCAAUGGAAGUACUCAGAGCGGCUCCAACAAUGCUACCAGUGAUGGUAGUUUCACCUGCGCAGGUGUUACUUCCAAUGGUAUAUGUAUAGAGUGUAAGCCUGGCUACUUCAAGAUGGGGGAGCAUUGCGUGGCUCACUGCCCUCAACAUUACUUCGGCAGUGUCCAAGGGUCCAAAUCCAUGUUGCACUCUCAAGGUGAGUGUAAACUCUGCCAUGACUCCUGCCUGAACUGCAAAGGAUCAAAGCCCACUGAUUGCUUCCAAUGUGCCUCAGGGUUUGAAAGGAAAGGAGACGUUUGUGAGAAGAAAAUGAUCUGGGACCUUCUAGACCCAGAUGUAAUGAAGCAUUUAGCCUGGGCCAUUAUUCUGUGUAUAGCUGCCAUACUCCUUUUUAGUGUUGUGUUUGGGAUACUCCAAGCAAGAGAAAGAGGACGGCUGUGUUGGAAAAAUAAGCCAAACUACGUGCCAGACUGGGGUAAAGGUCACUAUGAUGGGGUCACACCAAACUUGGCUAUGCAUGACCGUGACAUGGAAGCAGAGUUCUCUCUCCCUGCCAAAACACAUACAUUAUUUUCCCAGGCCAUAGGCUAUAAACAUCAGCGCUGCAGUAACCGACCUGGUCAAUUCGUUUGAUAAUUAAAGCCAUACACUGUAACAUAGCUGUCAAAGGUACCAACACCUUGUGACCUAGAACUCUUAGGAACAAGUAAAUAUAGUACCAACUUCCAUAGAACAUGGCUUAGUCACCUGCAUAAUUAUAUAACCAUGUACUGCAAUCUACUGUAAGUUGGCUUUAGCUGGACACAUCAUCAACACCAGAAUGGGUUUUUUUAUGUAUUGUAAGUGCCCACCUUUGUUAGUCCAUUGAAUUCAGGGAAAAGUAAUUGUCAUAAAUCCAAACUCUUCCCCUUUAUCUGUGGACAAGAGAAUUGUCCACAAGAAGACGUAAAGGAAUAGUUUUUUUUUUGCUUUUCUUUGUGCUUGAUCUUCUCUCUCUCUCUCUCUCUUUGUUUGUUUUUUUAAAAGCUUUAAACUUUGCAUUUAAAAGAAAUGGCCACUAUUUGUUUUCUCCACAUUUUGUCAUUGGUGAAAGCAGAUUUCAGUUGAGUGGCCUUUCUAGUUCAAAUUUUUAUUUCUAGAACUGUUUGUAUGACUGGGACAUUGGUGUUCAGAGAGAGAGUUUGUGGUGACUUAUUGACCUGCUAAAGCCUGAGGUCACUUGAGUACCUGCACAGUAUGUGGUCACUUAGGCAUCUUCUUUAUUCUGUAGUCAUUUACCUGCUACAGAAUGUAGUCAUAGAAAAACCUGCCACAGACUGGUUAUAGAGAAACCUGCUUCAGCCUGUAGUUACAUAGAAAUCUGCUAUAACCUUUGGAGAGAACUGUGACUGCCUGUGGGGAUCUAACUACCUGUUACUGAAUGUGGUCACUACCACAGCUUGUGAUCAACUAAUGACCAGUUACAACUUUUGGUCAAUAAGAUCUAAUACUGUCAGUGGUCACACAUUACUCUUCAAAAGUAACAUAGUUGCCAGAUAAGUCUUUUAGAAAACAUAGUCAAGUCCUACAAGCAAUACACUGUAACCCCAGCAAUACAUUUUGUGUAGUAUUUAUGUUUCACACAUAAAAGUGUAAAAUUGGUGUUUAAUGUGUUCAAAUUUGUGGAACUUUAAAUGUAUACAAUCUUUUAGUAAGAAAGCUUGACAUUUAAGUUAAAAGUUAUAUAGAAAUAUUAGUAUAUGCUAAGUUUUCUGAUUACUUAGAAGUAUUUAGAAUCAAUAAUCUUAUGAAAGAGACUUCUGGCCCUUUUUUUAUUUGGCAUCAGCCGCUAUUGUACAAGUUAAUUAUUUAUAACCAGGGGAACAAUAUUUUUAUUUGAAAAAUUGGCUACAACACAAAUGUGACUCUAUAUUUAGAUGAAUUCAUUAAUGCUAGAUCAAUUAAUAACCUGCUCUAAGGGACUGAAAAGUCCAUGAUAUUUUUAUAUUCUAUUCUAAAAGAUUGAAAACUCAAUGACAAAUUCAUAAUUCUAUUCUAAAAGAUUAAAAAAUUCAAUGACAAAUUCAUAAUUCUAUUCUAAAAGAUUGAAAACUCAAUGAUAAAUUCAUAAUUCUAUUCGAAAAGAUUGAAAACUCAAUGAUAAAUUCAUAAUUCUAUUCCAAGGGAUUGAAAAAAACAUUUUUUUGUCUCCUGUUUAUUUCUAAAUCUGAUCUUGGCAAGUACUUUGUGUGUAACUCCAUCGGUGCUACUAUAUUUUGUUAGUACUACUGUACUGAUACCAGUCUGUUAUCAUGACCAGUGAGUGUGACAUCAUGAUAUUGGUUAGGAAGACAUUUGAUUGUUGUCACUUUUUAUGUAUAGAUUUUUUUUUACAUUUGUAAUUAAUUUAUUGUUUUUAUAAAUAAUAUAAUUCUAGUCUAAUUAUAUAUUAUUGCUUUUACAAAUCAAGUCAGUAAGAAAGGCAAUGAAUGAAAACAAAAAUUGCUUCACAUCAAAACUUUUGUUGGGAACAUGUUUCAAACUGAGCAUAGAGUCAACCUGAAACACUUUACCAAACAUAUUUUGUUUUGGAAAUUGCUUUUUUUUUUUUAAUAACUUCCUCGGAUGACAUAGCUUGGUAAACAUUAGUAUAAUUAUUGUAUGCUGAAUUAGUCCCAGCAUCUUUGCUACAUUUAACUAGCUUCAGAUAUCUUCACCACAAUAAGUCCAAAUAUCUUCACCACUUUCCUGGAUCCCAGCAUCUUCAGUACAUUUACCUAAAUGCCAGGAUCUCCACCAGACAUAACUUGAUAACAAAUGUUCCUAAUGAGUUAAAGCUGUUUAAGAUUCAAUUAUCCAAGCUUGCUUUGAAAAGUUUUAUAUCAAGAGUGUAGCUUAAAAAAAAUUAAGUUAUUCAAGGACAUCUCCAGAGCUUGACUUUUCCUAAAUAUUAAAAUUAUUGUAUCAGAGCUUGAAAUAAAAUGUAGAACAAAAAUUUUUUAAUAUCUGAAAAGGUGUAUUAAUCUAUUUUUUUUAAAUUCUGUUUAAUUAUUUUAUACUUAAUCAAUGAGCUAUUUUAAUUUGCUUAGUUACCAAAGACAAUACAAAAAAUGCUAAUGUAUUAAACAUAAACUUUGAUAAAUAAUGUAUUGCCUACUUAAAGUAUAUUUAAUAAUUCAGUAUUAAGACUCUGUACUUAGGUCAGUUUACAGCAAAUUAUGACAAUUAUUUAUAAAUGUUUGUAUAAAACUUAGAAAAAAAGCUGUGUAAUUUUUUUUAUUGGUUCUAUGAGGUGUUCAUACUGUAUGCCAAGAGUAGUUCUAUUGUUCCACCAACAAAUGCUAUCAUGAUCCAUUGAAUGUUUUUGUUUUGUUAAAAUUUUUUAUGUUUUAACUUUUUAUAUUUAUUGAUUCAUUGAAUUACAUUGUGGGAUGUGUUUUGUUUGUGUACAGUAUUUAUUUUCUCAUGCCAGACUGUAGAUUCAUGGAAAACAUUUUUAGAGAGACAUUUCAUUGAUGAUGUAGCUUUAGACUUAAAAGUAUGUCUCACAUGUUUGAAUGUAUGUUCUGAAUCAGGCUUUGCUUUCUACAUUAGGCAUCAUCUGAGCCUGCUGGGUUUUUCUUUUUAAAAUCAAAAAAGGUCUGUGUUUAAAAAUUUGUCAACACUACAUGCCUUCCAAGUGCAUGCAAACAAACAAAUUGGUACCGGUAUUUUAAAGUUUUUCACAAACAAAAUUAUAUGCAUAUCCUUCUAAGCUAACUCUAGUCUGAAGGUGUUUGAAUUUGCUUUACUAUCCAUGAGAGAGAAUACUUGAGUACCUUACUUAGAAAGAAUUUCAAAGCAAUAAAAAUUAAAUAAUUCAUCAGUCCAUGUUUAGCCAUAAUAAAGAUAAAGGUGCUCCAUCAGUAAUAGUAAUUCAGCAGAAGACACAAUUUUUGGCUUUAAAACUUAGUCUUUUUUUUUUUUUCUUGACAUUCUGGUUCUUGCUGGUACAAAAAGUUUGUUUUUCCUCAAGGCUAAAUGGUUUUCGUAUUAUUAUUACUCUUUCUGUCACUGCUUCACUUUGGUGUCAUCUCAGUCUAUAUUGUAAGACAGUCUUUAUAUUUCUUUGUUAUAACUGCGUAGACAUUUGCUAUUUUAACUGAUCUACAACAUAUGUAAAGUUUGUACUAAGACACAAGGAUGUACUAAUUUGUGUGUGUUGCUGUAUGUAUAUUGGCCUCAACCUUUUGUUUGAACUGAUGGUCUUCUUACAUGUUGUUGUUCCAGGGCUGGGGAACAUGUUCAGGACACCAGGGAACCAUGGCCAACAGCUGGAACUGAAAUUUUAGUCCCUUAUCUCACUUCAAGCUGGUUUGUGUAUUCCAAGCUGGAUAAGGGAAAGGAUUUACUUCCCCUGGGCAGUGUGAGAUAUCUGAGGAGUGAUGGUCCUUUGGUAGAACUGACCUGCUUCCUGUUACCCCCCUUCCCUGCAAACAAGUUGAUAUUUGCUCAUUCCAAGCUGGAUGUGUCACCCUCAACUGACAAAAACCUUUGUGUUUAUAAUUGUGUCACUGUCUAGUCCUAUUUGAAUGAGGUCAAGGUCAUUGAAAUCAUUAUUAACGUUUUGGAAUUAGUCAUUAGUUUUAUGUUUCACUCUAUAGACAGUAAUCUUUUUGUAACUUUUUUUUAAUAAUGCUUAUUACAUCUGAGCCAAAAUUAAAAGAACUUUUUUUUCAAUAUUUCAAUUAGAUAUAAUGUUGAGCCCAUAGGAUAAUAUUAGAAUAACUAUUGUUUAAAAGCAAAGGCUCUGGCCAUUAAUUCAAAUAAAAAGGUUAGGGAACAAAGCAUUUUCAAAUAAUUAUACAGUCACAUAACUUGUGAAACUUUAGCCUUCUAAAGGUAAGCCCUAGGCUUUUGUUUAAAUGGAUUUUCUUUUUUUGAGUAUCGAAAAUAUAAAAAAAUUAUAAAAUUUAGGUUUAUCUAUAACAUUUUCUAAUCAAUAAAAAAAAUGUUUUCAGUGCAUUUGUAAUAAGUUCUUUCAUGUAUAAACAUUUGAUAAAAUUGAGAUGGUAAAAAAUGGCCAGAAUUUCUGGUAGUCAAUAAAGUGUUUGUUUUCAAUCCUGAUUAUUUGUUUCUUGCAUGUACUAUUUGGAAGCUAAGAAACUGAAGAUUUUAAGACAUUUUUCAUUUUAAAACGUUUGUGGCUUAAUAGCCAUCUCUGUGCUCAUGUUUUAUUAAGUAAAAAGGUCUGAACAUUUUCAUGAUACAUCAAUAGGUCUGAACAUUUUCAUGAUACAUCAAUAGGUCUGAACAAUUUCUAGAUACUUAACAUAGGUCUGAACAAUUUCUAGAUACUUAACAUAGGUCUGAAUAAUUUCUAGGUACUUAACAUAGGUCUGAAUAAUUUCUAGAUACUUACAUAAGUCAGAAUAAUUUCUAGAUCUAUUUACUCUGAGAUAGUUGUGAAGAUUAUGUAGAUUAAAAUUGGUCUGAACAUUUUCCAGAUGGGUCUAAACAUAUUCUAGUUGCACUGACAUAGAUAAGUUAGAUCCCUGUUAUCCUUAGGGCUCAAUUUUAUCUUCUUUUUGCAAAUUGAAGGAAAUUUUAUAUGAUGUCAAUUGGUGACUUUCUUUGAUUCUGUGAAAUGUUGUCAUAAUUUAUUGUUGUUGCCUGUAAGUGUGUACUGAUGCUCCUCAUCAUUCUUUGAAUCAUUGCUGCCAACACGUUCAUCUUCUUGCAUAUAUACAUAUGUCAUGAUCAUUUGCACUGGUUUCUUAGUUGACUCUGUUAUAGUAUUAUGUCAUAUAAUUAUUCUGUUGACAUUUUUGUGUCUAUUGGCAUUGUUUUGAUAUUGUUUUUAUUUUUUAUUUGCUUUUUUUUCAUUUCUACUACCUCAUUACUAGUUGAUUGAUUUGCUUUUGUUUCUAGGGGCAAUAAUCGGAGUUACGGUAGAGACCAUAGUCUUAAUUUUUAUUUGAAGUCAGUGUAUUUAGUCUAGCUGUUAGUAGACCAUUCAAUAGUUACAUGAUUAGGGCAUACAUCAAGGAGCACAAGUUGAUGUAAUUAUAUAGGAAAUGUACAUUUUUUUAAUUUUUUUUUACUUUUAAACAACAACUACAACAGAAAAAAUGAAUUUUUUUUAUUUGUUCAUGUAGCAAUCCAUUAUUACAAUGUCAAUACAUUUGUUGCCCUUUUUGUCUUUGGACAAUAUUUUGCAUUCAGUUUUGACAAGAAUAGUUUUCUUCAGCCAAUGUCAACAAUUCAAUUUCUUUUUGUUUGACCACCAAGAGAAAGAUAUGCAAAAUGCCUUAAUGCUUCAUCACUUUUUAUUUCAUUUUUUUUGUUCCUGUGAAUAUUUCUCCACCUCUAGUAGCUCAGUGUGUCCUCAGUCUUUGUGUUAGCUUUGAAACUGAUAGUUCAACAACAAAGAAACAAGCAUGAAGAUUUUUUUUUUUUAUUUUUUUUUCUCAUGAGCACUUCCAAAGAGUAUUUUGAAAUGGCUAAUAUCAGUUGACUUGUUUCCAUGGCAACCUAGAGACUGGUCCUGUUACUAUUGGUUAGUUUUGUUUCGUUUCAGUGUACCUCCUAUUUGACAUGAAUGUAAACAAACCACUCAUUGGUCAGUAUUUAUACAAUAAACAAAUUAAUUCAAUAAAUGUACAUGUGUAGUCAUUUCA
This is a messenger RNA of Biomphalaria glabrata, 9481 nucleotides long. Its product is annotated as furin-like. The coding region runs from base 582 to 3476 and encodes 964 amino acids. Gene Ontology annotation, cellular component: trans-Golgi network; Golgi membrane. Gene Ontology annotation, molecular function: serine-type endopeptidase activity. The record is from RefSeq and is a predicted model, not a curated record. Gene Ontology annotation, biological process: peptide hormone processing. The transcript has 18 exons. Lineage: Eukaryota; Metazoa; Mollusca; Gastropoda; Planorbidae.